Molecule: messenger RNA, 1943 nt
Organism: Pyrus x bretschneideri (Chinese white pear)
Lineage: Eukaryota; Viridiplantae; Streptophyta; Magnoliopsida; Rosales; Rosaceae
Product: peptide-N4-(N-acetyl-beta-glucosaminyl)asparagine amidase A
Cellular component (GO): vacuole
Source: RefSeq, a predicted model, not a curated record
CGCUGCAGAGCAAAAAUGUACGCCUCACUCCUCCUCCUCCUCCUCCUCCUCACAAACCCGGUAUCACCGUCCUCCUCCCCGGAUCGUUUCACCAAAUCCGUCCCCUCUUCCCUCCACCGCCACGCGUCCCAAGAGUACUUCGAGCUUGGUGAACCCCUGCGGUUCGAUCGUCUCACCCCGUCCUGCUCCCUCCGCGUGCUCACCCACUCCUUCGCCAACACAAUCAACGGCCCUCCUUUCUCCACCCCCUACUCCCCGCCGUCCGGUUGUUCAUCCUCCCCUCCCUGGUCCGGGUGGUCCCACGUCGCCCUAGAGUUUCGUGCCAAAUGCAAAGGCGAGCAGUACGACCGUAUCGCCGGCUUGUGGCUCGGCGGCACUGAGAUCCUCCGUACCAGCACGGCCGAGCCCACGGAGGACGGAAUCUUCUGGAAGGUUCGAAAGGAUAUCACAAAGUACUCCUCUCUCCUCUCACGCUCCGGCCUCAACCUCACCAUGAUGCUCGAAAACGUCGUCAACUGCGACUACACCGGCGUUUACCACGUCGAAGUUCUCCUUUUCUACGACCAUGUCCUUUCCUACGACAAAAACGCCGCCGUUUCGCCUAUUAAGGUUUCUUCGAUCAUCCCAAAUCAAAUUUCCGGUAUCGUCCCAGACAAACCGGCCGAUUUGAUCCUCCCGAUAUCAGAUACCGGAAACAAAGGAUUCUGGUUCCGAAUCGAGAGCGAAUUCGAUUUACACUCAAAGGCAAUUCGAAUUCCUCGGAACGCAAGGCGAGUCGUUUUGGAACUGUACGUGUCGUUCCACGGAAACGACGAGUUUUGGUACUCGAAUCCGCCGGAUAUAUACAUCUCGACGAACCACUUAACGACGGGGAGAGGACACGGAGCUUACAGGGAGGUUUUCGUGACGAUUGACGGCGACUUGGUGGGGUCGGAAGUUCCGUUUCCGGUGGUGUUCACUGGCGGCAUUAACCCUCUGUUUUGGGAGCCGGUGGUGGCGAUCGGGGCAUUCGAUCUUCCUUCCUACGAUCUAGAACUGACGCCAUUUCUGGAGAAGCUUCUAGAUGGAAAACCUCACAACUUCGGAAUCGGAGUGACGGAUGCGAUUUCGUACUGGCUUGUGGAUGCCAAUCUGCACAUUUGGCUGGAUCAUCAGUCCAAAACCGUGCAAGCAAGACGCAGUUUUUUACCUCUGCCUCCGGCAGUCAGGGUAAAGCGCCGCUCGCAGUUCAAACAGCUUGAUGGGUCUUUCGACAUCAGGGCAGAGAGGAGUAGCCAAUUUGUGGGUUGGGUGUUGUCGAGUUCUGGCAACUUCACCACCACAGUUUCCCAGCAGUACGAGUUCAGGAACUCGAUUAAGUUCGCCAACAGUGGGACUUACAAAUUGGUGAAGCAGAAAGUGAGGGCGAAGAGGGAAGUGAAGGUUGUGGAUCAGAUAGGCGCGGCGGUGCUGAGGAGUAAAGUUAAGAGGAGGUACCCUCUCAAUAUGAUCACCGCCACGCUACCAGGGUGGCGGAAGGACACCUAUUUGCUGGUGACCAAUUUGUCGCAUUCGUUGAAGGAGAAGAGCCUGCACGGAAGAUAUUCGAGGCGGGUUUAUAACCGUCAGGAUUCGAGAGGGUGGAUGGAGGUGAAGGACCACUCUGUUCUCUCUGGGAAUGCAGAUACUAAUCAGAGUUUUAGUUGCAGAGAUGAGUAUGGUUGUUAUUCAAGAACUAUUGCAACAAUUGAUGGCAGCCUCACCAUGGAUAACUCCACCUUCCAUUGUUUGUCUGUCUCGUGACGACAACGGGAAUUGUUGCCGUUGUUCUUCUUGUUCCGUUUGCAAGAUUUCUUGGCUUCCAAGUAUCUGGUUUAUGCUUGAUUAUGUAUAGAUGUAAUAAUCUGCAUUUUAUUUGUAUUAUCUUAUCAUUCCAUUACAGGUAUGAAUAUAAAUUUUAUCUA